Molecule: messenger RNA, 5355 nt
Organism: Alosa alosa (allis shad)
Lineage: Eukaryota; Metazoa; Chordata; Actinopteri; Clupeiformes; Clupeidae
Gene: adgra3
Product: adhesion G protein-coupled receptor A3
Biological process (GO): cell surface receptor signaling pathway; G protein-coupled receptor signaling pathway
Cellular component (GO): plasma membrane; external side of plasma membrane
Molecular function (GO): protein binding; G protein-coupled receptor activity
Source: RefSeq, a predicted model, not a curated record
GUUCUCAAUGGACUGAGGGUUUGUGAACGACGCCGAAAAGACUAGCCACCACCGGAACACUUUCGUGCCUUUCGGCUGUGUGUGGAUUAACUUUUGAUGUUUUACUCGCGCUGGCUUCGACCCUCGCUGUGGAUUUGCAGAGCUGGGCAAAGGCAACCAGAAGUGCAGCGCCCUGGAAAAGCGACAAACUCCGCACGGAGUUUUCCAAGAGUUGGAAAAAUAUCGGCAUUGUUUUCCCAUAUUCCAGACGGAACCGCGAGGCGAGAGGUGGAGAACUCGGUCCAUAUACAAAUGUAGUCAAUUUUGGAGAGUUCGAGUCUUCGGGGAGAUCUGGUACAGUCGCGCUUUUGUUUCGUCUCGAGGGAUCUUCAUUUGUAGGGAAAGUAGGAUACUUGUAGCCGCAGCCAAUGCCUGCUCAUAUUUCCUGAAGUUAGCUAUGUGUGUGUUAUCUGUAGUUGGCUGCAGCUGUCUUGCAGAGUACUCGAAGUAAAGUAGGCCUGGGUCUCGCUCUCCUGUUUUUUUUUUUGUCGCGAUUGGAUUAUUUUGACACCAACACGAGUCUCGGAGCGCAUUCCUGAACUAUGGAUAGUGUUGUUUUUCGCGUCCGCGGACCAGCAGGGAUUGCGGAGAGAGGCUGAGUUUUCGACUGAACCCUUUUGGAUAACAAAGGAUGUCCGGACUUCGAGUUGGACUGAUCGACGCCGAGGGCUCGGUUCUUAAUCCGCGCGACAAAUGGACGAGCAAAUGGGGCGCGCUGGGGAGAGGAGAUGUCCACAUUGACCUGUCCAAGUAGAGCCUUUUGCAUUUUGAGGCGUUUUAAAUUUUAGUGUUGCUAGUGUGGUCGGCUUUCGAAGCCAUUGAGGAGAAAAAAACUUGGAGGGGCUUGUUUAUUUAUAUGCUAAUCUGCACUCCUCCCGCUCGUCACCGCUGUCUGCUUCGGAGCUUUUCCGCAAUGUGGCUCGGCUGGGCGGGUGUCCUGCAACUGCUCGCCGUCUGGGCGCUGUGUGCUGAGGGCCAGUCGGUAGCAUCUGCUUGUAAAUCCUCUGAAGAGCGCGCCAGGAACGCAGGGAAGAGCGCCGUACCGGCGACCUCCGCCGACCGGAGAGUAGUGUGCAGCAGCAUGGAACUCCGUCAGGUGCCCCAGCCAGACAGCUUCCCCAACCGCACCGUCACCCUGAUUCUGACCAACAACAAGAUCCAGGAGCUAAAGAAUGGCUCCUUCCUGGGCCUGGGCCUGCUGGAGAGGCUGGAUCUUCGGAGUAACCUCAUCAGCAGACUGGAACCUGGAGCCUUUCAGGGCUUGUCCUUGCUCAAACGCCUGGACCUGUCCAAGAAUCUGAUUGGCUGCUUAAAUGGAGACAUUUUCAGUGGCCUUGGUACCCUGGUCAGGCUGAACCUGACAGGAAACGUGUUCUCCUCCCUCCCCCCCGGGACUUUUGACAGCCUCACGUCUCUGAAGACGCUUGAGUUCCAGACGCCAAACCUGCUGUGUGACUGUAACCUGGCGUGGCUGGUCCGCUGGCUGAAGGAUCGAGGUGUCACAGUGAAGGACACCAGUUGCUCAUACCCACGGUCACUGCAGGGUCAACUCAUCACCACACUCAAACCAGACACACUCACCUGUGACGUGCCACUGGAGCUGCCGUGGUUCCAGAUGGUUCCGUCUCAGCAGCAGGUGGUGUUCCAGGGGGACUCCCUGCCUCUCCAGUGCCACGCUGCCUUCAUGCCGUUGAAUCUGACCAACGCUGUGUCCACAGCGCGCCAGCUGCAGGUCUACACAGAGGAGGCGGCCAACUUCUCCGACAAGAUGGAUGUCAUCUUUGUGGCCGAGAUGAUCGAGAAGUUUGGGAAAUCUUUGGGGGACGUGAUGGUGGACAUCUCCAGUAAUCUGAUGAUGGUGGACGAGCGCGUGCUGUGGUUGGCCCAGAGGGACGCGAGGGCGUGUUCCCGCAUCGUGGAGAGUCUGCAGAAGAUCGCCUCUCUCCGAUUGGCCAGCGGAGCCCAGCCUGUGAUGUCCCAUAACAUAGCGUUGGAGGCCCAUGUGAUCAAGGCCAGCGGCUUCAAUGGGAUGACAUGCACACUGUUCCAGAAGGCCACGCCAGACCGGGCACAGCUCAGCUUCAAAUGCAACGUGACCAGCACACAGUCCACCCUCGCUCAUAAGAACACCAUUGUGGAGGCGUCUCUGCAGCUGCCUGCCUCGCUCCUGUACUCGCUGGGUGCCAGCCAAUCAGAUGAGCCUGUCUACAAGCUCCACCUCCUGGCCUUCCGGAACGGGAAGUUGUUCCCGCCCACUGGGAACUCCAGUCACCAUGGUGACGCCGGACCGAGACGCAGCGUUGCCACACCAGUGCUGCUCACCAGGAUCGAUGGUGCUCCAGUGCGCCCCCUGGUGUCUGCGGUGAACGUGACGCUGCGACGGUUUGUCCAGGGGUCGGAUGCGGUGGCCGGUCUGUGGAACUUCAGCCUUCAGGGCGGACGGGCGGGCACGGAGGGUGCCGCCGAGAUCACCAUGACGACAACUACACCCACACCCCUCCGCGGGACGCCCUCGCAACUACGCCUGCUGAUGGACCUGAGGCGGUCAGAGGAUCUGCCGUACACCUUCACUCCUCUCCAUCCAGUGGUCUACGCCACGGCCAUCGUGCUGAUGCUGUGUCUACUGGUCAUCAUCGGGAGCUACCUCUACCACCACAGGCAUGUGUGUGUGAGCCGUAAGUUUUGGCACAUGCUGGUGAACCUGUGUCUCCACAUCUUCCUCACCGUCGCCACCUUCAUCGGGGGCAUCAACCUGACCCGCUAUGCCAGCGUCUGCCAGGCGGUGGGGAUUGUUCUUCACUACUCCACAUUGGCCACUGCGCUGUGGUCAGGUGUGACGGCUAGGAACAUCUAUAAGCAGGUGACCCGCAAGGCCAAACGCUACGAGGAGAUGGACGAGCCACCGCCUCCUCCCAGACCCAUGCUCAGGUUCUACCUGAUUGGAGGAGGGAUCCCCAUCAUCGUAUGCGGCAUCACAGCGGCAGCCAACAUCAAAAACUACGGCAGCCAGAUCACUGCCCCAUAUUGCUGGAUGGCGUGGGAGCCCAGUCUGGGCGCGUUCUUCGGUCCGCUGGCGUUCAUCGUGUUCGUGGACUGCGUCUACUUCCUGCUGAUCACGCUGCAGCUGCACCGUCACCCCGAGCGACGCUACGAGCUGAAGGAGCCGCCCGGCGACGAGGCACAGCACCUGGCUGCCGUGGAGACGACCCCCGACCCCCCCGCCCCCGCCCUGGAGAACGAGCAGAGCUUCCGCGCGCAGCUGGUCGGCGUGGCGACCACGCUGCCACUCUUCCUGCUCCUGUGGACGUUCGGCGCGCUGGCCGUGUCUCAGGACCCCUCCUGGCCCACACUGGGGCUGUCCGGCUCCUGCCUGUUCGGACUGACCGCUCUGGCGCUGGCGGCCUUCCUGCUGUGGCACCACGGUGUGGGCCGGCGAGACCUGCGUCUGCUCUGGGCGCGCUCCUGCUCCUGUUGCCCCCGGCGACCGCCCCGCCACCCCCCCGCGCUCCUCGCCCCGCUCACGCUGCCGCCGUUGCCGGGGUCGACCGUCGCCAUGGUAGCGCCGCCGUCGUCGCGAGGGAGCGGCGAGGGGAAGUGUGGCCCCGCCCACAGCAGCACGGACUCCUGCUGCACCAAUAAGAACGCUCCGAGCCUGCGUCCGUCAGCCAAGCUGACCAAUCUGCAGGUGGAGGCGGCCCAGUGCAGGACUCCGCCCACCCUGCUGGACAACAGCCUGACGGAACACUCUCUGGACAACGACAUCAAGAUGCACGUGGCCCCGCUGGACCACAUGCUGCUGCGCCCCCCCCCCACCGUCGCCCCGAGCAACGUGUGCGGCCAGCCGCCUGGGGGGGCGGGGCCCGGGGUGGUGGGGGGCGUGUCUAACGGGCACGCGGUGAUGGGGGGCGUGUCUAACGGGCGGCACCAUAAGAACCGUGCGCGUGCGCGCGAGCGAGCCGGCCGACUGACCGUGCUGCGGGAGUACGCGCACGACGUGCCGACCAGCGUGGAGGGCAGCGUGCAGAGCGAGAGCGCCCCUCAGAGGCGCGGAGGAGGCGGACACCACGCGCACACGCGGGCCAGCCGCCGCGCCGCCUACAUGGCCUACCGCCAGCGCCACAUGGCGCCCGACAGCAGCGACGGCAGUGCCAGCCUCACCCGCCGGCCGCGCCACGAGCGCCACAAGGCCACCUCCCACAGCCUGCCCCUGCCCACGGCCAGCGCCCACGCACACGCCAGCAGCCUCACGCUCACACACGCCACCAGCCUGACCACCGGCCUUGGCAACGGCCUGCCCACCAGUCUCACCGCCAGCCUGCCCACCAGCCUGGGCAACGCCGUGGGUCCGGUUCUAGGUUCUAGUGCGGACCCAGGGCUGGGCUCUGUGGUGCUGGACGAGCUGGGCUCUGGGCUGAGUAACGGGGCUGUGGGGAACUCAGCUGCAGUAGCCAGUGAGGCACUGCCCCACCCCUGGACUCAGAGCCCCGCCCCAACGUGAUGCCCCUCCCCUUGGACACGGAGCUACGCCCCAAUGUGAUGCCCCUCCCCUUGGGUAUGGAGACCCGCCCCAACACGAUGCCCCUCCCCUUGGGUAUAGAGCCCCGCCCCAAUAUGAUGCCCCUCCCCUUGGGUAUGGAGACCCGCCCCAAAGCACAGAGCUACGGUCUGAACUUGGCUAGCGCCGCCGGACUGCAGAAGGACAGCAGCCCCCAGAACCCCCUCUCGCUCGGCCCCCAGAACCCCCUCAUACUCGGCCCCGACCGACCCGCCUCUGGAAACAUCAGAACUGGACUCUGGAAACACGAGACCACGGUGUGAACACAUGCGUGAAUCAAGACUCAAACAGACUCGUGUAACGACUCAAACAGACUCAUGUAACGAUGGCCGCGUAUAUAACGACUUAAACAGACUCAUGUCACGAUGGCCAUGUGAAUAACGACUCAAACAGACUCAUGUAACGAUGGCCAUGUGAAUAACGACUCAAACAGACUCAUGUAACGAUGGCGCUGGUGUGUUUUGAUAUGUGAUUUUUAGAUUAUAACUUUUGUCAAGAAAUAGGCGCAUAAACACUUAUGUAUGUGAUGCUGGUCCCAGAAACUGACCCAUUACAUCACCACCGCCUGACCCAUGACGGCUCUGGGAUUGGGGUCUGGACCAUGGGAUGGUCCAUCAUGUGUGCGGGGGGGUCCACUGUGAGGGGGGGUCCACUGUGGGGGUCCACUACUUUGUGUGUGUAUGUUCAUCCUCAUAGUCAGCUGCAGUUUUAUAUGUGAAGAUGCAUGACCCGCUUCUACACAAUAAACCAGAGUGUUUCAA